Molecule: messenger RNA, 246 nt
Organism: Dentiscutata erythropus
Lineage: Eukaryota; Fungi; Glomeromycota; Glomeromycetes; Diversisporales; Gigasporaceae
Source: the annotation of a GenBank genome assembly
AUGGCGUUUGAGAAAAUCAGCACAACGAUUGAAAAAUCAUUAAAAAGAAAUCAAAUUCGUGAUGUCGUCAAGAUUUCUCUUCCUGCCAAUGAACUUAAUAAAGUUGGUGUGCGCGACGCAAUAAACGCAAAAUACGAUGCUGAAAUUAUUGGUAAUAAUCUAUUUAUUAAAUUUGACGGUGGAGAAUCAUCGUCGAAUAGCAAAUUCGUACAAAGUGCAAAGACCAGAUUGGUUCAUAGAAAUUAA